AUGAUUGCUGGCAGUGCGUUUCUGCGCACCGUGACGCGUUCGUCGGUGCCCCGCGUCCGCUCGACGCCCCUGACUGCGCGUGUGAAUGCGUUCCACUCCUCCGCCUCGGUUUCGCGUGUUGUCGGCACGCAGCCCCUGCGUGCGAAGGCCGCCUCGGGCGUGCCGGACCUGUCGAACGGCUACCCCGUGGUCGAGCACGAGUACGAUGCGAUCGUGGUGGGUGCCGGUGGUGCCGGUCUCCGUGCCGCGUUCGGUCUGGCCGAGGGCGGUCUCAACACCGCAUGCAUUACGAAGCUGUUCCCCACGCGCUCGCACACGGUGGCUGCACAGGGCGGUAUCAACGCCGCGCUCGGCAACAUGACCGAGGACGACUGGCGCUGGCACAUGUACGACACGGUCAAGGGCUCGGACUGGCUCGGUGACCAGGACGCGAUCCACUACAUGUGCCGCGAGGCGCCUCAUGCGGUGCUGGAGCUGGAGCACUACGGUCUGCCCUUCUCGCGUACCAAGGAGGGCAAGAUCUACCAGCGUGCCUUUGGUGGCCAGUCGCUCAAGUUCGGCAAGGGUGGCCAGGCGUACCGCUGUGCGGCUGCGGCUGACCGCACCGGUCACGCCAUGCUUCACACGCUGUACGGCCAGUCGCUGCGCCACAACACCACCUACUUUAUCGAGUUCUUUGCGCUCGACCUGAUCAUGGAGGACGGCGAGUGUGUGGGUGUGAUGGCGCUCAACCUCGAGGACGGUACGCUGCACCGCUUCCGCGCGCACAAGACGGUGCUGGCGACGGGUGGCUACGGUAAGGCCUACUUCAGCGCUACGAGUGCGCACACUUGCACGGGUGACGGUCUCGCGAUGGUCUCGCGUGCGGGUCUGCCGCUCCAGGACCUCGAGUUCGUGCAGUUCCACCCCACCGGUAUCUACGGCGCCGGCUGCCUGAUCACGGAGGGCUCGCGUGGUGAGGGUGGCUACCUGCUGAACUCCGAGGGCGAGCGUUUCAUGGAGCGCUACGCGCCGACCGCCAAGGACCUGGCCUCGCGCGACGUGGUGUCGCGCUCGAUGACCAUGGAGAUCCGCGAGGGCCGUGGUGUCGGUCCCGAGAAGGACCACAUCUACCUGCAGCUCUCGCACCUGCCGGCGUCGGUGCUGCACGAGCGUCUCCCGGGUAUCUCGGAGACGGCGAGCAUCUUCGCGGGUGUGGAUGUGACCAAGGAGCCGAUCCCUGUGCUGCCGACGGUCCACUACACGAUGGGUGGUAUCCCGACCCGCUACACGGGCGAGGUGCUUACCCAGGACGAGAACGGCAACGACAAGGUCGUGCCGGGUCUGUACGCGGCCGGUGAGACGGCGUGUGUGUCGGUGCACGGUGCGAACCGUCUGGGUGCCAACUCGCUGCUGGACAUUGUGGUGUUCGGCCGUGCGUGCGCGCACCACAUCCUGGAGAACCUCGAGCCUGGCAAGCCGCACAAGCCGCUGCACGGCGACAACGGCCAGCAGGCGAUCAACGACCUGGACGCCGUGCGGAACGCCGACGGCCCCCGUACCACCGCCGCGCGCGUGAUGCAGUCGGACGCCGCCGUCUUCCGCACCCAGAAGACGCUCGAAGAGGGUGUGGAGAAGAUCGACAAGGUGGUGGCCGAGUUCCCCAAGGUCUCGAUCAAGGACCGUGGUAUGAUCUGGAACACGGACCUGACGGAGACGCUGGAGCUGCGCAACCUGCUCUCGAGCGCUGCGCAGACCAUGCACUCGGCGGAGGCCCGCAAGGAGUCGCGUGGUGCGCAUGCCCGCGAGGACUUUACCGAGCGUGACGACGACUCGUGGAUGAAGCACACGCUGUCGUGGUUCGACGAGGAGACCGGCAAGGUCACGCUGAAGUAUCGCAACGUGAUCAGCAACACGCUGGACGAGAACGAGUGCAAGACCGUGCCGCCGUUCAAGCGUACGUACUAA
Messenger RNA from Malassezia sympodialis ATCC 42132, 1947 nucleotides. RefSeq lists its product as uncharacterized. Gene Ontology annotation, biological process: mitochondrial electron transport, succinate to ubiquinone; tricarboxylic acid cycle. Gene Ontology annotation, cellular component: respiratory chain complex II (succinate dehydrogenase). The transcript has 2 exons. The record is from RefSeq and is a predicted model, not a curated record. The coding region runs from base 1 to 1947 and encodes 648 amino acids. Lineage: Eukaryota; Fungi; Basidiomycota; Malasseziomycetes; Malasseziales; Malasseziaceae. Gene Ontology annotation, molecular function: flavin adenine dinucleotide binding; electron transfer activity; succinate dehydrogenase (quinone) activity.